AUGUCAAAUAACAGAUCCGCAGGAUUAACACAGCGGAAGCGACAGACCUCAGCGGUCAACCAAGUGAACAAUAAACCUGAACCCGAAAGAGAUGCAUUCGAAGAGAACGAUAACUUGCACGACAAGUACUCUAAAGAUGCACGUCUUUCGCUGAUGGAAGAAGUACUAUUGCUGGGACUGAAGGAUGAGGAGGGGUAUACAUCGUUCUGGAAUGACUGCAUCUCCGCGGGCCUGCGCGGGUGCAUCAUCGUUGAGCUUGGGUUGCGAAAACGUGCGGAGCUGGAGAAGACCGGCAAUCGCCGACGUGCGCUGUUGAACCGUAAGAUGGUGUUGGUGGACGAGACACCCACUGGUGAUGUGCUUCUAGACGAAACAUUAAGACAUCUCAAAGACACGGAUGUAAACGGCGAGCAAGAAACGGUGGAAUACUGGGUAGAGCUGCUAUCAGGAGAGACGUGGAACCCCUUAAAACUGAAGUACCAGCUGAGGAAUGUGCGUGAGAGGUUAUCGAAAUCGCUCGUGGAGAAGGGCGUGCUUACUACCGAGAAGCAGAACUUCUUCCUGUUCGACGUCACUACACAUCCCGUUGUGGAAGCCACUAGUAAAGAAAAGGUCAUCAAGAGGGUGCAAGAUACGCUGCUCGGCAAAUGGCAAAACGAUAUUUCGAGAAUAGAUAAACGGGCCUUGGCGCUAGUGUACCUUGCCCACGCGUCAGAUGUCCUGGAAAACGCCUUCAAAUCGCUAUCGGACGAUGACUACGAGAUUGCCAUGCGCCGCGUGCGGGAGUUGUUAAAUGUCGAUCCAGAGGUAGAAGCACAGCGUGCCGGGGCGAUCGAGCCCAUGUGGGCUGUGGUAGAGACGUUUAACAGCCGAUGAACAAUUAGGCAGAU
This is a messenger RNA of Sphaeroforma arctica JP610, 890 nucleotides long. Its product is annotated as golgi phosphoprotein 3. NCBI's taxonomy places the organism in Eukaryota, Ichthyosporea, Ichthyophonida. The record is from RefSeq and is a predicted model, not a curated record. The transcript has 7 exons. Bases 1 to 876 code for a protein of 291 amino acids. Gene Ontology annotation, biological process: retrograde vesicle-mediated transport, Golgi to endoplasmic reticulum; Golgi to plasma membrane protein transport; Golgi organization. Gene Ontology annotation, molecular function: phosphatidylinositol-4-phosphate binding. Gene Ontology annotation, cellular component: Golgi cisterna; trans-Golgi network; cytosol.